AUGGGAAGUUCGUAUAAACAAGAAUUAUGUAAUAAUAAUGAUGCUGAUAGUGAUGAAAAACGCAUGUGUAGAUUUCCCCCGUGUCAAUUACGUCCACCCUAUCCACCAAUAAAUGAUAAUAAUAAUUAUAACAAUACGAAACUUUCAUCUGCUCUAGAUAAAACAGUAAAUUUACCAAAAAUUAAUUCAAAUAAACAAAAGUCCUCUCAACAGCAACAGCAACAACAAAAAGUAGUCAAAUCUAAAAAACUUUUACAUAAAAAAGUAAGAAAAAAAGGCAAAAAGCCGAAUGAAAUGAUGAAUACAUCAACUGAUACAUUAUAUGAUGAAAUGAAUUCAAAUAAUUUUAUAUGUCGUUUAUGUGGAAUGAAUUGUUUAAAUAGUGCUUUGUUAUACGCGCAUUUAUUGAUCAUUGAACAUCGAACAAAAAUGACAAUUGAUAAAUUGAACACUAAAAACAUGGGGGAUGAUGAUGAUAUAUAUGAAAAGGAUAAUUUAUACUUUAUUUGUCGUCGAUGUGGUAAACAAUGGCAGACAAGAAAACUCUGUCACCAAGGUGAUGUAAAUCAACAUUGGUGUAUACAACAAAAAGUUGCACAUUUAACAACAAUUGUAUUCCCUAAAGAUUCAAUACUCUAUGGCUUACCAUUUAUAUGCUUAUUUUGUUGUUAUUCCAGUAAGAAAUCUAUUAGAAAUGUUAGUCGAAUUAGAAACUGUCCUCAGAAGUCAUUGAGUGUAACUAAAUCUCCAUUAAAAUUAUAUGAAACAUGUCAAAGAUUUUGGUCUAAACUACACUUAGUCUUGCAUAUCUUAUGUAGACAUUCAGUGAGACGAAAACCUGGAACAUGCGCAGAAUGCGGGAUAUUUAACCGACCAACUUUCGAGGAUUAUACUGAUGAAAGUGAAUUUUGGAAAGACUCACCUUCAGAACAACCUAUAAAAAAAUCUUAUAGCAAUAAGGAAUCCAAAGCAAAAAACUGUCUAGCAGAUCAAUCAUCUGAAAUGUCAACAUCAUCAUCUGAGUCAGAUGAUGACAAUUAUUGCAAGAAUAAUAAUAAUAAUAAUCGACCGAGAUCUUCAGAUUCUCUACUAUUUCGUGAAGGUUUACAAAAUUUAGAAAUACACAUAGAUGAAUAUCAUUUACCACAGAUUGAAUUAUUCAGCUGGUUAAAAUUACAAUAUUUGAAUAGACAGAAUACAGAAUAUGAUUGGAUAUAUUCAUGUCCAAUGUGUCAGUUGAUGAUAUCAUCUAAUGAUGACACUUUAAAUGCAUUAAAUAAAGAAAAUCAAUUAUGCCAUCGAAUAACUAGUAAUGCAAUGCUACAAGCUCAUAUAGUCUGUUAUCAUGCUGGUGUUAGUCAAAUUGAUUCACUGUUAGGUAAUUGUCAAAUAUGCUGUUUAAAUCAUUCAAAUACUAAUACUACUGAUAAUCACAUUUCAGUAGUAGAUUUUACAUCAACUUGUAAAAAAACUAGUUUAAGCUAUAAUAAACAUUUAAUACGUGCUAAACAUAUGAAACAGUUGCAGAAUAAUUAUGAAUUAGCUAUACAAACUGGUCGAAUUCAACAAAUAGAUUCACUGUCAAUGAAUGAGUUAGAUUUUACGACAACCACAUGUAUACUUUGUUGGAAACGAUUUCUUCUAAAACCAUAUGAUUCCCUGCAGUGUUUAUAUGCCCAGUGUCGUCUACAAGUACACUUAUUAACUACUCACUGUACAUAUAUUGGUAAGAGAGGCUUAAAGCAACCAAGAGGAAAAGAUUAUACCCUUAAUGGAUAUUAUAAUAUACAACCAUGUGGUUGGUGUGGUAAAACUUAUGAAAGUUAUCAUGAAAGUGGUGAUCAAAGACAAUUUAAUUGGCGAGAAAUUUAUAAUUGGUAUAAGGAACAUGAGGAACAACACGCGCUAAAUUUAACAUCAUGGUGGUGGGAAAAUCAACAUUGCAAAUGA
Messenger RNA from Trichobilharzia szidati, 1950 nucleotides. Lineage: Eukaryota; Metazoa; Platyhelminthes; Trematoda; Strigeidida; Schistosomatidae. The record is from the annotation of a GenBank genome assembly.